Uloborus diversus is the source of this 1056-nucleotide messenger RNA. It is a transcript of the gene Csas, whose product is annotated as N-acylneuraminate cytidylyltransferase A-like. Gene Ontology annotation, molecular function: N-acylneuraminate cytidylyltransferase activity. The coding region runs from base 127 to 867 and encodes 246 amino acids. The record is from RefSeq and is a predicted model, not a curated record. NCBI's taxonomy places the organism in Eukaryota, Metazoa, Arthropoda, Arachnida, Araneae, Uloboridae. The transcript is spliced from 5 exons.
AGCCUGUUUCUUAAUGCAGCAGCUGAAAAUGCAAGCUGCGUUGCAGACUGUCAACAUCGAGUCAUUUAACAAUAAAAAAAUGAGAUAAUAGUUGCAAUUACAGGCGCAUUCUUGGCGGUAGAAAGCAUGGAAGGAAGAGGAAAUGCAACGUCCGGUAUUGGAUGCCAUAUUUGCGGUCUAAUAUUGGCGAGAGGAGGAAGUGUGAGAGUUCCAAGGAAAAACGUUCGCUCCAUAGCCGGUUUACCGCUACUCGCAUGGGCUCUGCGACCUAUGCUUGAUUGUAAAAAGUUGACAUCUGUGUGGGUGUCGACGGAGGACACCGAAAUCGCGGAAGUGGCUCUCCGCUACGGUGCCCAGGUCCAUUACAGGGACAAGAAAAGUGCCAAAGACAGUAGUUCCUCGAUCUCGGGAGUGCAGGACUUCGCACUAAAACAUCCAGAAAUAUCCAUCAUAGCUCUCGUUCAAUGCACCUCUCCUUGCUUGCUGCCCAUGUACUUGGAUAAGGCUUGUGAGAUGAUUCUUGACCAAAACUACGACUCCGUCUUUUCGGUGGUGAGGCAAAAAAAGCUGAGAUGGAAAGAAGUUUCUGAUGGCCAAAGCACGGAAGCACUGAAUUUUAAUCCUCGCCAUCGGCCAAGAAGUCAAGACUGGGACGGAGAGUUGGUGGAAAGCGGCCAUUUCUACGUCAGCAAGUCUUCGCUCAUCAAAGAAGGGUUAUUGCAAGGGAAAAAGUGCGGGUACGUGGAAAUGCCUGAAGAGCUAUGCAUUGAAAUUGAUUCCGAAACCGACUGGAUCAUUGCUGAAAAAUUACUGGAACUUUAUGGAUACAGAAAGAAUGUUAAUGAAUUGAAAGAAUAUUACGUUUGAAGGGCUACACAAAAACUGGAGUUAAAUGUUCUUUAGGGAAACUUUUGGGGGUAAUGAAGGUUUUUUUUUUUUCUCUCUCUCUUCGACUUCCUUUUUUUAAAAAAAAAGUUCCAUAGUUGCCGAUAAACAUUACAUCGUAGCAAAGCGUAAUAUAUGGUAUAGGGUCACGUUACAACCAUUUGAUGGCAC